This is a messenger RNA of Xiphophorus hellerii (green swordtail), 1927 nucleotides long. Its product is annotated as pyrimidine-specific ribonucleoside hydrolase RihA-like. Gene Ontology annotation, molecular function: hydrolase activity, hydrolyzing N-glycosyl compounds. Lineage: Eukaryota; Metazoa; Chordata; Actinopteri; Cyprinodontiformes; Poeciliidae. Bases 149 to 1207 code for a protein of 352 amino acids. The transcript is spliced from 7 exons. The record is from RefSeq and is a predicted model, not a curated record.
AACUAGAAGGUUGACCCGGAAAAGGAAAAACAGUCAACGACACCUGUCAGAUGCCACUGACUUUAUUGUGGUUUAUAAAUGUUAUUUAACAGGUUUUUGCGGCCAGUAGCAUCUCAUAUUAUCAAGAUCUCUGUGUGAAAAGGACAAAAUGUCAUCCAAGUGUAAAAAGAGGAAAAGGAGGCCUCAGAUGGAUGCAGAGCAGAACAGCCAGGAGAAGCAACUGCAAGCUCUUCAAAACAGCAAGGAGGAAGGGUCCAGGAUGAAGAAGAAGCUGCUGGUGGACGUGGACUGUGGCGUGGAUGACGCUCAGGCCAUCAUGCUGGGGCUGGCUGCCCCCAAUGUGGAGAUCCUGGGCAUCACCUGCGUGCACGGGAACACCGCGGUGGAGAACGUGUGCAAGAACGUUCUGCGGGUUCUCCAGGCCUGCAAAAAGCCGGAGAUUCCGGUGUUUAAAGGUGCUGCUAAGUCCAUCCUUGGCAUCAGAGUCGGCGAUGAAAGCUUCCACGGUCAGGACGGCCUCGGAGACGCCCCCGACGCCGGCGCUCCUGGUCUGGACCUGAUUCAGGAGGAGAAUGCCGUGUCGGCCAUAGUCCGGAUUGUUAAUGAGAACCCUGGAGAGGUGUCCUUGGUUGCCACGGCGCCCCUCACCAACCUGGCUCUGGCUGUGAGGAUGGAUCCGACGCUGCCGGGCAAACUCAAAGGACUCUACAUCAUGGGAGGGAACACUGAGUCACGAGGGAACACCACCGUGUGUGGCGAGUUUAAUUUUGCAUCUGAUCCAGAGGCAGCAUACAUCGUGCUGAAUGAUUACCAGUGUGAAACUUACUUGGCGUGCUGGGAGUUCACCUGCUACAGCCAGCUGCCAUGGGACUUCUGUGACGCCUGGUUGGGUCAGGACAGCGACAAAGCUUGCUUCAUGGCGAAGAUCUUCCACCACAGUAUGGAGGAGGCCAAGAAAGACAGCGGAUGCCUGGGUUUCACGGGCUUCGUUUCCUGUGACUCGUACGCCAUGGCGGCCGCGGUGGACAACUCGUUUGUCACAGAAAGCGAUCGUUAUCCAGUCAGUGUUGAACUGACAGGAACUCACACCAGAGGAAUGAUGAUAGUGGACACUGUAGGGUUGCUAAAGAAGACGCACAAAGCGUGUAUUAUGAAGAAGGUGGACAUGGAGAAGUUUAAAAAGAUGAUGAUGGCAGCUUUGCAAUGACAUCUGCGAAUGGAGGGAACUUUGUUUCUUAGGUAGGUCAGACGACACAGUCAUCCAGGUAAAAGCCUGACCAUUCACACCUGGUAUUGAUUUCCAUCAUGAAUUAUCAGAUCUCAGUCCUGGUGACCAAAAAGUGUAACAUCAGCCCGUGCGUGGUCAGCUGAUCAUCAAACUAUAAAGGAGGUAUCUUACAAAACGCAGCACAGAAGGAGAAAUUAUCUUAAAACAGAUGGAAUAAAACUACAGAGUUUUAUAUGUGAGUUUUAUAUCUAUAUGUGUUUACUCUUGCCUGAGAUUUACCUUUUACCUCCAAAAAGGUGAGAGGUCAAGAAGGUAAACUCUGACUUCGCUCACCUGCUUGAUAUUAUUAAUUAGUUUCUGAUUCGUAUCCCUCGACAGUAGGUGAAGGUCUGAACGUAAACGGAUUCUGUUAUGACCAGAACAGACCAGAAAAACUUCCUCAUCACAGCUGACCACAGGAAUCUUUUGAUUCCCUGCUUCAUCCAGCAAUACUUAUAAAAGCCUUGAACUCGUCAUAUUACAACCUGAAGGCAGUCCACCAGCAGCAACUAAUGUUUUAGAAACGGUUUGCUGCUGUGGGGGUUUUUGUCUUUUGCAAAAAAAUUUUAACAGAGUAAUAACUGCUGCUUGAUGCGAGUCCAUUCAGGUCAGUUUGGUGCUUCUCCAUCACCUCUGACUUUGCUUCAAGAAAACUGACCU